AUGUCUCUGGCGACGCAGUUCCUCACCAGCAUCCGUGGCUUCGUCAGUCGACAGGACGGCGCGGCGCUGCGCGACUGGCUGCAGGUGGACCGCGGCGCGUCGCCGCAGUACUGGACGCUGGCGCAGGAGCUCCGCGUCGGUUUCCGUGACGAUGCCGCCGUCAGCAGUCUGGUCGACCGUUGUCUGCCGACGGACGAGGAUGACGGCAGCGAGGGAGGCGUGCCGUGGCCGGGUCUGGUCGCGUUUGUGCGUGACUACAUGCUGUACUGGCGAGGCGUGGACUUUGACGAUCUGCCGGCUUUGCACGUUCUCCUGAGUGGACUUUUAACUUCUGCGGCCACGGCCCUGUCCCAUCCCACACACGGCACCCUCAUGCUCGAGACCGGCGUGGCCGUGGCCGAGUCGCUAGCUCGCCUCGUCAUGGUGCUGCAUCGCCGGCCAGAUCUGAUGCGACGGAUGCGGCCAGCCGGCGCCAAUGCGGCAGCACCGGCCGGCGGCAGCACCGGCGACGAGGAGCGCAAGUCGCUGAUGGAAAACACGGCCGACGCAAUCCAGAAGCUGUUCACGACCUGUCUGAUUGAUCGGUCAAGCAGCCGAUGGAGCCGGCCGGAAGGCAAGAAGACGGCCGUCUACCGGCUGGCCAAUCUGGUGCUCAAACUACUCUUUGCCGGCAACAAGGCACGCUGGGCCGUUCAGAUGUUCACCAACAUCGCGUCUACUGGCCCGCCACUGGCCCUCUAUCCGGCCGCGCAGCGCGUCACCUAUCUCUACUAUCUCGGCCGCUUCUUCCUCGAGAACAACAACUUCGCCCGCGCUGCUCUCUGUCUCGACGACGCCUACCGCCAGACCCCUCCGGCCUGUCUCCGUCAUCGUCGCCUCAUCCUGGCCUACCUCAUUCCCGCUAACAUGCUGCUCGGCCGCUUUCCCUCCGACGCCCUGCUGCUCCGCCCCGAAGCUGCCGACCUGCUUCGACCCGUCUUUGCUCCCAUCGUCGCCGCUGUCCGUCGCGGCAACUUUGUCGCCUUUCACAUUGCCCUCCGCCAGCAUGAGCCCUGGCUCUUUCGCCGUGGCCUCCUCGCUACCCUCGCCUAUCGCCUCCGUCCCCUCCUCUGGCGCUCGCUCGCUCGCAACACCUUUAUCCUCACCUAUCAGCCUCCUGCUGACCCCGACUCUUCCAAUAAUACUCGUCGUCCUGCUCCUACUCUCGACCUCGCCGACCUCCUCACUGCUGCCACCCUUGCCCAGCACCAGCUCGAGGGCUGGAUCCCCGUCGCCCCGGCUCCUCGUCCUCGUCCUCCUCACACCAACACCCUCUUCCUUCGUGCCGUCGCCAACACCACGGCCGAGAACAUCAGCCGCAACCCCCCCUCCAGCACCCUCGCUGCCCCCCCUGGCGGCCCUCGACGUCUGCGGCCUAGCGAAGGCCUCGUCUGGGGCAACCUCCGCGUCACCCUCGCCGACGUCGAGAGCAUCGUCGCCUCCCUCGUCGCCCAGGGCCUCAUGCACGGCUUCGUCGCCCAUGCUGCAGCCAAAUUUGCCGUCGUCGGCGCCAAGGCAAAGGGCAGCGCCCUUCUCGCUGGCUGGCCGCCCGUUGCCAAGGUCCUACGAGAUCGCCUUGCUGAAGAGGGCGUCGAUCUGCUCAGUGUGCCCGCCUGGGUCAAGGCUCCAUAG
Grosmannia clavigera kw1407 is the source of this 1671-nucleotide messenger RNA. RefSeq names its product cop9 signalosome complex subunit 12. Bases 1 to 1671 code for a protein of 556 amino acids. The record is from RefSeq and is a predicted model, not a curated record. Gene Ontology annotation, biological process: post-transcriptional tethering of RNA polymerase II gene DNA at nuclear periphery; poly(A)+ mRNA export from nucleus; transcription elongation by RNA polymerase II. NCBI's taxonomy places the organism in Eukaryota, Fungi, Ascomycota, Sordariomycetes, Ophiostomatales, Ophiostomataceae. The transcript has 2 exons. Gene Ontology annotation, molecular function: double-stranded DNA binding; RNA binding. Gene Ontology annotation, cellular component: transcription export complex 2.